AAGGCGCCUGCAAGGAGGGAAUGAAGGAGGGGGCUCAAGGAGGGGAUCUGGACUCCAUACGAUGAGGGCUCACUUCCAUCUAUAAAGUGCUAGGAUUUGUACUGUAAAUAAUCACACCCUCCUCCAUCGAACCUCAUACUCGAAAAUCACUCUUCUUCAUCAACAACAAUCAAUGGCUACUCCUUGCGAGAAAACGGUUCUUCCACCAGCUUUGGAUUCUACUUCCGAACCACCUCCCAUCUUCGAUGGAACUAUCAGGUUGUAUAUCUCUUACACGUGCCCAUUUGCGCAGCGUGCUUGGAUUGCCAGGAACCAUAAGGGUCUACAAGACAAGAUCAAAUUGGUUGCUAUUAACCUUCUAAACAGGCCCGCUUGGUACAAAGAGAAAGUUUACCCAGAAAAUAAGGUGCCAUCACUGGAGCACAACAACAAAGUCAUUGGAGAGAGUCUAGAUUUACUUAAAUACAUUGACAGUAACUUUGAAGGGCCCUCACUUUUACCUAAUGAUCCUGCCAAGCGUCAGUUUGCUGAAGAGAUGUUAUCCUACUCUGACACAGUCAACAAAACAGUGUUUACUUCUUUCAAAGGAGAUCCGGCAAAAGAAACUGGUGGUGUUUUGAUUACUUAGAACCGCUCUUCACAAAUUUGAUGACGGGCCUUUCUUCCUUGGGCCAAUUAAGUAUGGUGGACAUGGCCUAUGUUCCAUUCAUUGAACAGUUUCAACUCUUUAUACAAGAGGUGUGGAAGUAUGACAUCAUGGCAGGACGACCUAAACUAGAGGCAUGGUUUGAAGAGAUGAACAAGGUCGAUGCUUACAAGCAAUCAAAAUACGACCCGAAAGAAAAUAUGAAAAUAUGGAAGAAACACUUUCUGGUUCAGGAGUGAAUAUGGAAGCAGAGAUUUCGAACUAUGAAUUAAAUAAGUGGCUUGAUGGCUAUUAUCAAUGUCUCCAGUGUAAAACUCAGCUGUACACUGACGGGUAUGUGGACUCGUUUAUGUCUAGGUGUUGCAAAAGGUUGUGGUCGGCAUGUUUGUGAAGCUUAAUAAGUUUGUAUACUGUAAUGUGUUUGUGAGUCUUGUUAUGUUUUUGUUUUUGGUUUGCUUUUUGUUACACCAGAAUUCAGACUAAAUGCUAGUUUUGUAAUGUGAUCAUUGAAUAAUAAAGGUUCUGAUCUUUUUAUGUGGCUA
Camellia sinensis is the source of this 1188-nucleotide messenger RNA. Lineage: Eukaryota; Viridiplantae; Streptophyta; Magnoliopsida; Ericales; Theaceae. The record is from RefSeq and is a predicted model, not a curated record.